This is a messenger RNA of Verruconis gallopava, 2066 nucleotides long. RefSeq names its product pyruvate dehydrogenase complex dihydrolipoamide acetyltransferase. Bases 305 to 1672 code for a protein of 455 amino acids. NCBI's taxonomy places the organism in Eukaryota, Fungi, Ascomycota, Dothideomycetes, Venturiales, Sympoventuriaceae. Gene Ontology annotation, cellular component: pyruvate dehydrogenase complex. Gene Ontology annotation, molecular function: dihydrolipoyllysine-residue acetyltransferase activity. Gene Ontology annotation, biological process: pyruvate decarboxylation to acetyl-CoA. The transcript has 5 exons. The record is from RefSeq and is a predicted model, not a curated record.
CCCCAACCAGCCAACCAACAGCUUCGUCCUCACUUUUUGGUGUCCUGUUGGGUCGACGUUGAUUCUCUCUCUCGCAACACUUCCCCGUUCCCAUUCCACCACGCACUUGGCCAUCGCAGUUGCGGCUACGAGCCCGAUAGACAGUGAGAGACAGAGUGUGUGAGAGCGAGCACCAGCUGCAGUCGUUCAUUUUCCCACAGCUCAAUUGCUGCUGCUGCACACUCUGCACACAGACCGCGUCGCUGCGCUCAUCUUUUCCCGCACUCGUCUUCCGCUUCCUCCCUCUCUUUCCCCAACAACAACAAUGGCCACUCUGUCCCGGGCAUCGUCGCGGAUACCGCUCUGGUCCGCCUCAAGGUCCGUUGCUCGUACAGUCAUCACAAACAAUGCCAUUGCACGGACGCCGGCCCUCGCUGCCUUGGCUAGAUAUUACGCUUCCAAAUCUUACCCGCCUCACACGAUCAUCUCCAUGCCUGCGCUCUCGCCUACCAUGACAUCCGGUAACAUAGGAGCAUGGCAGAAAAAGGCUGGCGACUCGCUGUCUCCAGGUGAUGUUCUCGUCGAGAUCGAGACGGACAAGGCGCAGAUGGACUUUGAAUUCCAGGAGGAGGGUGUGCUGGCCAAGAUCCUUAAGGAGUCUGGCGAGAAGGAUGUCGCCGUGGGCAGUCCAAUUGCUGUUAUGGUCGAAGAGGGUGAGGACAUCUCCGCCUUCGAGUCUUUCACCGUCGAGGACGCAGGUGGAGACAAGGCUCCGCCCAAGGAGAAACCAAGCGCCGAAGCUACGGAGUCUUCUGACCCUCCAAAGUCUACCCCCAAGAAGUCUGAGUCCGCACCAGCAGCAGCAGAGAGCGAAUCGACUGGCGGCCGUCUCGAAACCGCCCUGUCCCGCUUCCGCAAACAACCCAAGGAAGCCGCGAAGUCUGGUGCCGCUCCCGCCGCUACUUCCGCAGCACCAGCCGCAGCGACAUACGUGGAUGAGGAACCCAGCAGCAUGCGCAAGACGAUCGCAAAGCGUCUGCAGCAGUCGAUGAAUGAGAAUCCGCACUAUUUUGUAACAUCGGCAGUAUCAGUGACGAAGCUGCUGAAGCUGCGCGCGGCCCUCAACGCCUCUGCUAACGGCGCGUACAAACUCUCCGUGAACGACUUCCUCAUCAAGGCCUGCGCUGUUGCUCUGGCCAAAGUCCCCGCCGUGAACUCGGCCUGGAUCGAGCAGGGUGGCAAGGCGGUCAUCAGAAGGUACACCGUGGCAGAUAUUUCAGUUGCCGUGGCCACUCCUUCGGGCCUGAUGACGCCCAUCAUCAAGAACGUUGGCGGCAUCGGUCUGGCAUCCAUCUCGGCACAGGUCAAGGAUUUAGGCAAGCGGGCUAGGGACGGCAAGCUGAAACCCGAUGAGUACCAGGGUGGCACUUUCACGAUCUCGAACAUGGGCAUGAACGACGCCGUUGACCGCUUUACUGCCGUUAUCAAUCCGCCGCAGGCAGCCAUCCUGGCCGUCGGCACGACCAAGAAGGUCGCCAUCCCCGCGGAAGGCGAGGAGGGUGGCGUCGAGUGGGACGACCAGAUUGUGCUGCAGUGCUCGUUUGACCACAAGGUCAUCGAUGGAGCGGUCGGCGCCGAGUUCAUGAAGGAGCUGAAGAAGGUGGUCGAGAACCCACUGGAGCUGUUGCUGUAAAAGACAAGGUGUCCCAGGCGACCUUCUCUGCGCGGUCCCAGGAGACAACGUUCAAAUCAUUAAAAAGCUGUAAGCAUAUCUAUCGUAUUUUGCAUUCUUGUCAAAAUAGGAGAUCUUGAAGAGCCCGGGGACUUAUGGAGUGGGGGGGCGAAGGUGGGAGUGACCGUGUUGGCGCGAUCUCACUGUAUCUAUUUAGAAAGGGUGGAAAGGUAUCGGACAGGAUAUGGCACAAGCGUGUGGAUCUAGUAAGCCUCACUUUUUUUUUAUUCUUUUGCUGUUGUCGUUGUCUUUUUGUUUCUUUACGCUGAAGGUGUUCUACGCACCUUCAAAAGAAAACCAAUGUCCAUCAUACUCUUCCGCACUUGCAGAACGCUACAACUCUUCAUGGUUGUCA